AUGCUUCGGGCGGCGUUCCGGGCGCAUAGCCUUCGAUCCGCCUCAGCCGCGUCCCGCCGCGCUGACUGUCGCUUCGUGCAGCCUGCCCGCGUCGCUGCCGUCGGCAGGCGCUGGGUAUCAGGAGGAUCGCCGGCCCCGCAGCCCCAGCCUGAUCCCACUGAAGCCGAAACUUUUGCGGAGAGCAAAAAGAAUGGAGAAUGGCGCGAGACCGCGUGGAAGAUGUUCGAGAGUGCGAUGACAACCUUUGCAUCCAUCUCGGUCUUAGGGCUCGUAGGAUACAGUUAUACCGUCUACUACAAGAGAAUGGUCAUUGAGAAGAUGGACAAUGCCUUCAGUCCAGGAGACCCUGUACUUACCAUAGCUAAGGGUGGACUCCCUCGUGCCAAAGAGGCAGAGGAAGGCGAUUGGAUCUACAGAGACGAGCAAGAAAAGUUCGACGCCAUUAUGCGGGGCGAUGACAGAGGCCAUUACCAUCUGAUCAUCGGCGAAAAAGGCACCGGCAAAACAUCCAUGAUUAUUGAAGCCAUGUCCAAGAACAACGGCGAGGGCGUCGCCAUGUUUGAAGCUCACUCGGACCCCGAAAUCUUCCGCAUCAGGCUAGGAAAAGCGCUGGACUUUGAGUACCACGAGGACAACAUCGGUUCCCUCUUCUCCAUUCGUGGCCCCCGGGAUGCUUCGGCUCUGCUCGACAUUGAACGAGCAUUCAACAAGCUGGAGAAGGUUGCCCUGAAGCGGAGAGAGAAAAUAGGCCGGCCGCUGGUCCUUGUCAUCAACAGCGUCCAUCUUCUCCGUGACGACGAAGAUGGCAAAGACCUGAUUGAGCUCCUGCAGCAACGUGCGGAGCAGUGGGCAGCCUCCAAUCUCGCUACUGUUGUCUUCAAUUCGGACGAUUACUGGGUAUAUGAACGACUGAAGCUCUUUGCGACGCGGAUGGAGGUUACACCCGUCAAGGAUCUUCCGAAGUUCAAAGCUCUGGCUGCCUUGAGGCUCUACCGCAUGAAAUAUUUUGGCCAAGCACCUUCGGAUGAGGACCUCGAGUAUAUUUACAACAGGGUUGGUGGCAGGUUGUCUUUCCUCAACCGUGUUGCAAAGGCCAGUGACAUGAAGGCGCUUUGCAACAAGAUUUGCGAAGCAGAAAAGACGUGGUUCCUGAACCAAUGUUGGAUCCUCGGUGAGCCCAUGGAUGAUGACGUUAUGGACCAACAGAAGUACGCUUCCGCGGCUAUGGUCUUGGCCAAGGCGCUCUACGACAAGGAGAAGGAAAUGGAGCAGAUCUAUGAUACGGAAAGGGGCCACAUACUCCCCGAAAUCCCACUGCACAAGGCGCGCGAGAUCAUGACCCGAGCCGACUUCAUCAAGGACUACGACCACGUCAACAUCUUCACCAUCGACUCCAGAGCCAUGGUCCGAGCCGACUCGGUCCCCAUGCAAAACGCCUUCCGUGAAAUUUGCUCCCAGCCUGGCUUCGAUCAGCACCUUGAAGACACGCUCGACCGCAUUGGCGCUAUCGAGAGUCUUGGUCGUACUCGCGAGCUUACGAUCAAGGAUCUCUGGAAUGGCGGCAAGUACAAGGUUACUACUCAUGACUACAAGGGCAGGGUUAAUGGAGACGUUACGAUGGAGGUGGAGGGUGGAGCUGGUCCUGGGCCAGAGGAUGAAGAGGAGAAGGAUGAUUAA
Aplosporella prunicola CBS 121167 is the source of this 1677-nucleotide messenger RNA. RefSeq lists its product as uncharacterized. Lineage: Eukaryota; Fungi; Ascomycota; Dothideomycetes; Botryosphaeriales; Aplosporellaceae. The transcript has 4 exons. The record is from RefSeq and is a predicted model, not a curated record. Bases 1 to 1677 code for a protein of 558 amino acids.